Messenger RNA from Macrobrachium nipponense, 528 nucleotides. RefSeq lists its product as uncharacterized. NCBI's taxonomy places the organism in Eukaryota, Metazoa, Arthropoda, Malacostraca, Decapoda, Palaemonidae. The record is from RefSeq and is a predicted model, not a curated record. The transcript has 3 exons. The coding region runs from base 1 to 528 and encodes 175 amino acids.
AUGGGUUCCUCCUCCUCCUCCUCCUCCUUCACCCCUCCCUUCUCCUCCUCCUCUUCCCCCUCCCCUCCUCCUACCCCUCUUCCUCUCCUUCCCCUUUUACCCUCCUCCUCCUCCUCCUCCUCGAUGAGGCAGGGUUCUAGUAGCUCUAAUCAAUCAAAAUAUAGUACAUCUUCCUCCAGCCUCAGCAUGCUAACCUCCUCCUCCUCCUCCUCCUCCUCCAAGUUAUGUCACUCCAAAAAUAGCGUGGAUUUCCCUUCACUAGGAAAGAGUCCUUAUGUCACCUGUACAGGAACCGUAGGAUCUACUAUAUACAGUACUACAUCUUCCUCCAACCCCAGUAUCCUGUCCUACCGUCUCACUCCCAGUUCCUCCUCCUACCCUUACCCCAACCCCCUACCCAAGGUGUCACUCCCUUUUCACCACUCCAUAAAAUUCGGGCCGAAUGGAUUGCUUAAUGCUGCAGAAUUGAAUGAGUCGGGCUCCUUAUCGCCUUCGUGUCUGCACGCUCGUCUGAACUUCAAUUUGUAG